AAAAUUUUUAAUUCGUGGAUUUUCAAAUGUUUCGAUUAAAAAAUUUCGAAAUUUUCAAGCAUAUUUCUAGAAAUCGGAGGCAACUCCCCUUACAUUUCUUCUUGGAAGACAACUUGGAUUGCAUCCGAAUGUACAAACGUUAUUUUCGGUUGUUAUCUGUAUUAGCGUUGAGUUUUGUUUACUUUAAAAUUGUAGUUUUCGACAUUGAGCUCAUAAUAUGUAAACACGAUAGUUUUCGUUGCUAAAUGUUCGAAGCGUUCUGUAGUGUUUCUGCGAGGAUAAUGUCGGAAAUCAAGGUACGAUGAUGCAUGAGGGAAAAGGAAAUUUUAACUUAUUACCAAAUGGUAAUCGGAAUAAAUGUAGACAUUCGAGUAUCUGGGAUCAUAUUGAGUCUCCACAGUUCGUUGAUUUCUCCAAUUUACCAGAGACAGGAGAUUCUUUCUUUAAUAAAGUAACGGUGGUUGUAAGCACCCCAAAUCCAAGGUUGAAUAACGAAAAACUUCCUAAUACAGUUGUAGAAGAGAAUGCAUUAAUCGCGUCCUUCGAUAACUUUUCAUUGUCUGGUAUACAACAUGGCUCAUACAACGAUGGGAAUAGCACAGUCAAAGAAAAUUAUGUGGUUCACAAUUCCUCUGUUAAAUUGGUGGAGAUCAAAAAUGAAAAGUGUACUAAAACGAAGAAACCACUGAACACCAUGGUAAAUCCAUUUACAUUUGCGAUGCGCGACAAAUACAUGGAACAACGUAAACAAGAGCGAAUUAACAAGAUGUUAGAAGAAGAGAAAAAGGUAAAAAUAUUUCGCGCAAAUCCUGUACCCAAAUUUUUGAAAGCUCGGUUAGUUCAUAACAAUAACAAUAAUGAUAAAAAUGAGCAAAAAGCAAACGGCAAUAUUAAUGGAAAAGUGACAAAAACAGUACCUGCUAAGGAAGUUAAAAAAAAUACCGAGGCUCAAAAGAAAUUAACGCUACAUUUUCUAAGACCAAAAGUUAGACCGAAAACACCCCCUUUACGAACUACAACUCGAGCGCAGCAAAGAAAACGUUUCGACGAAGCAAUAAAAGAGAAGGAAAAACAGAGAGAAGAACUGAAACAAAUGGAAAUUGCUGCUAAAAAGAAACAAGAAAAAGAAGAACUACUGCUUCUAAGAAAACAAUUGGUUCACAAAGCUCAACCUAUUCGGAAUUAUAAAUUAAACUUACCACCAAUUGAAAAGAGACCGUUAACAGAUCCCGUAAGCCCGUUAACGUUAAAACGACGUCGUCAACAAUAAACAUUUUUAAAAGAUACAGUUAUAUAUAUAUAAGUAAUUAGUUUUAAUAAUUAAUUUUUACUUGUUCAUUUUAUGGAAAAAUUAGUUUAUGUUAUGAUAAGCAUUUUAUGUUGUUUAAUCCAUUAUAUAAUUUAUAUAAACGUAUGCGUAUAUACACAUGUACAUUUUGACUCUGCAAAGUUCAUGAAUAAAGCCAAUGUUUUAAUUAUAUUUUUCAUUCUACCUGUUUCAAUCUAACUUGUAAAUAUUUAAA
Megachile rotundata (alfalfa leafcutting bee) is the source of this 1523-nucleotide messenger RNA. RefSeq lists its product as uncharacterized. The record is from RefSeq and is a predicted model, not a curated record. NCBI's taxonomy places the organism in Eukaryota, Metazoa, Arthropoda, Insecta, Hymenoptera, Megachilidae.